AUGUUGAACAACACCAGUUCGGACUUUGACCUGACUAUUCGUCAGCAGCCCAACAGGGCCCGCGUGGCGGGGGGCAAGGAAAAAGAGCGUAAGCCGAUUGAUCCGCCCCCGAUCGUUCAGCUUCGGGUGCGCGAGGAGGGAACCUACCUGGCCCAACACUAUCUGCAAAGCCCGUAUUAUUUCCUGUGCUGCAGUCUCUAUGACCCUACAGAGGAGCGUCCUGUGCCUGUCGCACCGUCGACCGCAUUAGCAGGAACCCUGGUUUCGUCCCUUCACCGGCUGAAAGACGUGGACAACAGUGAUGGAGGAUUCUUCGUCUUCGGAGACCUCUCAGUAAAGCUGGAGGGCGAGUUCCGGCUCAAGUUCACCCUCUUUGAAAUGCGCAAAGAUAAUGUCUCCUACUUGAAAACCAUAAUCUCGGAACGAUUUACAGUAUCUCCUCCCAAGAGUUUCCCGGGAAUGAUGGAGUCCACUUUCCUUUCGCGCUCAUUUGCAGACCAAGGUGUCAAACUGCGCAUUCGCAAGGAGCCUCGGACCAUGAUGAAACGCUCGGCUCCCCGGCCGGAUGAAUUCCCUGCAGCUGUUCCUGCUCGGUCUCCGGAACGCCAACCGGUUCAGAUUCCCCCAGCGACGGGGUAUGGGGGCUAUCCACCAACAACCCGGGAUUAUUCGUACUACGGUCCACCACCGGUCAAGCGUCACCGAACCUCAAUCGACUAUGGUAGGCAGCAAGGUAUCUAUGAUGCGGACAGUCGAAUGCCAUAUAGCCAGCCCACCACCACUCUCUAUCCCGGACAGCCAGGAACUUACCAACCACCCAUGCACUCUUACGCGGCAGGACAAGUGAUGCCCGACUACUCGGUUGGUAGCCCAUCCAUCGGCCCCCAGGAUCCCGGAACUGACGUGGAUCAGAUGUAUUCGAGCAUUCCCCAGCCAAGCAUUCCCCAACCCACCGGGUUAUCCCAAAUGCCCGAUCCCUCCGGUCAAAGCCGGACUAGCCAACAAGCCGCCGUGGGACAGCUGAUGGCGAUGAACCAGCCUGGGACACCUACCCCGGAUUCGACUGGAGCGAUGAUGGCCCAAGGAUACCGGUCCGGACAGCCCGCUAGCUCGACGGUUCUGCCCCCGUUGCAGCGAAAUCGUGACUACCAUAACGGACGUGGAUACUACGACCAAACUCAGGCGACCACCCCUAUCCUUCCGUCUCAAAUGGUCAAAGAAGAAGAUCGCUUUGGCUCUGUGGCCGGUCCAACAGCCUAUGAUCAUCCUGGUUUCUCCAAUGGAACUCCCCAAUAA
This is a messenger RNA of Penicillium olsonii, 1296 nucleotides long. NCBI's taxonomy places the organism in Eukaryota, Fungi, Ascomycota, Eurotiomycetes, Eurotiales, Aspergillaceae. The record is from the annotation of a GenBank genome assembly.